Chara braunii is the source of this 1206-nucleotide messenger RNA. The record is from the annotation of a GenBank genome assembly. Lineage: Eukaryota; Viridiplantae; Streptophyta; Charophyceae; Charales; Characeae.
GUCCGUUUGGCUUCCGCUUGGCUGCGUUUAUGCAUGUUUUGUGUGGGAGGGGAAGAAUGGGAGGUGCUGUGACCCACUUCGUCUCAACUCUGCCCUUCGGUCUGUGGCAGCUGCAGGGCCUGCAUUUCCUCAUGGCCGCGUGGCCGACGCCCGUGGCCGCUGCCACCGUUUGCGCGUGCGGAUCGUGCGCAUGGUGGAACAGGAGCCGUUGGUUACAUCGGGGUGCUGACGACAGCGAAGGGUGGCCGCCUGCAUCCCCGGACAGGGUGCGAGAGAUUCUUAAAUACACUCGCCUUGCAGAGGGAGCUUGUGAGAGGAAUAUCGAUGACCUGCUGAAACGCGCUAAUUGCAAACCAGUUCCUGGAGUUCCCCAUCCAAUUGUCACAAAAGAGGAUAUCGUCUGCUUUGAGCCACAAAAUGUCGGGAACUCGCCAGUGCUGGGGAGUCCCAAUCCUCUGAUGCAGGCCACCAGGCUGAGCGUGCUUCAGUCUGCACUCAUUCAGGAUGACUUUUGGCCAAGGAUUGCAACAUCUAUUAUGCAGAAGAUAUUUCUUGGCAUGAUCUGCGGUGUGCAGGCAGUAAUGUUUGUCCGCUUCUGCAGAGAUUUGUUUAUUCCAGAGGAAGAACGACUUUCAAAUCCAAGGCGCUUGUAUCCACCAGGGCAGCUGUACCACAUCGUGUACCAGAAGGCAGGGUUCUCUGGACUAACAGCAACCAACCAUCGUGUGCUGACGGCAAAUCCACAAGGUGGGAGGUUCGAAAAGAUUAUACUCUCCCUCAGGGCAACAGCAGACCAUCGACUGCGUAGCUAUGAUGCAGCCCUGGAGAAGGUGAUUGCCAAUUUGGACGGCGUUCGACUUGACAUCGACGGAGAGUCAAACGGGGAGGUGGAGAGUGUGGAUCGUGCCAGUUCAACGAGUGUGGCCGCGGGCGUCCUUGAGCAGUAAGUUUAAGCGAGAGCAUCAUUUUGAGAACAUGGCAGCAAAAGUUAGCGAGCUGGAGGGCGUUUGAGCGAGAGCAUCAUUUUGAGAACGUGGCAGCAAAAGUUAGCGAGCUGGAGGACGACAACCUGUCGUUAAUGUGUGAGUCUCAGGAGGAGCACAGGAGGGUGGACAAGAGGUGGCUAUUUUUGGAGGGUCAAGUGGGAGAAUUCAUCGGAAAAGGCGGAUGGAGAGAGUGGCAUGUCCCGGUGAAGCUCUUCAACGA